AAACGAUUUGGGAAAAUCCCCCCCGCGUGGGGGUCUGUGACCUGUGUCUUUUUUAUCUUAUUUUGCAAAGCUGAAACCAGAAGCAUUUUCACCUUGUGUUAUUUUGAUUUUGUCGUGAAGCAAUACAAAAUAUUUGGGCUCGUUCAGCCUUCACUAUUCGUCUGAAAUUGUCAUUGGAGGUUCAACAAACAUGGAUGAAGACCAAGUAUGCCCAAGAUGCAAGACCAGCAAGUACAGAAAUCCUUCAAUGAAGUUAAUGGUUAAUGUGUGUGGACAUCCUCUCUGUGAAAAUUGUGUGAACCUUCUUUUUGCCAAAGGCUCGGGCACCUGUCCGCAGUGCGACGUCCCGCUGCGCCGCAAUGGCUUCCGCGUGCAGCUGUUCGAGGACGCCGGCGUCGAGAAGGACAUCGACAUCCGGCGCCGGAUCCUGCGCGAGUUCAACAAACAGGAGGAGGAGUUCGCCAGUCUGCGCGAGUACAACGACUACCUGGAGGACGUGGAGACCAUCAUCUACAACCUCGUCAAUGGCAUCGACGUGCUCGCCACCAACAAAAAGAUCGAGGCCUACAAGAGGGACAACCGCGAGUCAAUCGUGCGUAACCGCGCGCGCGGUCGCACGGAGGAGGACGAGCUCGACGAGAUCCUCCAGAUGGAGAACGAGCUGAACGAGGAGCGCGCGCGCGAGGAGCAGGAGCGGCUGCAGGCCGAGAAGCGCAACAAGGUGCAGAAGAAGGAGGCGCUCAUCGACGAGCUCAUGACCUCGUAUGGUGACGCCAAGAAGAUUGUGGCCUCUCACACCAAGGUGGCCGAGCCGGAGGCGCCGGUGGCUCCCAAGCCGCGCCCCAAGCCGACCCAGUUCUCUAGUGGUGUGCGGAUCGGCGGCACGCGGCUGCCGGCGGUGCCGAUCGUCCCGCAGGACGAGGGCGAACCGUUCGUGUACGCGGCGCCCGAGCUGGCCAUGGACGGUCCGGCGGCGCCCGACUCGGAGCGGCUCUCUGCCGACGGCUACCUGUCGCACAUCAAACGGGUGGGGGACGCCGAGCGGGCCGGCGGGUACGCCGCCUCGCUCGGCUGUCUGCGCGCCCUCCAGGAGGGCAUGGCCGGUCUGCUCUUCUUCCCCGGCGCCGACGGCUGAGACGGCUGGCCGGCGGUCAUAGACUCGGACUUUUGGUCAGUGAUCUCUACUCGGGUGGCGCGAGGACGGUAACUAGGCGACACCGGGUUGGGUAACUACUGGUGUCGUGAGCUGUGAGGUGUCGGCACAGAGCUCAGAGGCGUUACGAUAGUGCCUGUCUGGUUGUGGCGCUGGCCGGAGCCCGCCGGCAGCCCCUCGCCGGUGCCCGUUUCGCCAUCCACACUCGUCAUGAUGCAGCGAGUUGUGGAGACUGGGGAGCCACCCUGGUCCUGCCGGGACAUCCGUGAUGCAACAAACUGUGGGGACUGGAGACUGGUCCUACUCAGCCGGUGCAUUGCCUUGUUCCUAUUGGCGAUGCCUAUUGUUGUUGAAGUUGAUGCCAUGCACAUGUUUUGUAAUUAUUUAUAAUAAAUGCGAUGUGUCCUUUG
This is a messenger RNA of Amphibalanus amphitrite, 1563 nucleotides long. Its product is annotated as CDK-activating kinase assembly factor MAT1-like. The transcript has 3 exons. Gene Ontology annotation, molecular function: cyclin-dependent protein serine/threonine kinase activator activity. Gene Ontology annotation, biological process: positive regulation of cyclin-dependent protein serine/threonine kinase activity; nucleotide-excision repair; regulation of transcription by RNA polymerase II. Gene Ontology annotation, cellular component: transcription factor TFIIH holo complex. Lineage: Eukaryota; Metazoa; Arthropoda; Thecostraca; Balanomorpha; Balanidae. Bases 191 to 1135 code for a protein of 314 amino acids. The record is from RefSeq and is a predicted model, not a curated record.